Molecule: messenger RNA, 1816 nt
Organism: Otolemur garnettii (small-eared galago)
Lineage: Eukaryota; Metazoa; Chordata; Mammalia; Primates; Galagidae
Product: actin, cytoplasmic 1-like
Exons: 2
Coding region: 90-1217 (375 amino acids)
Source: RefSeq, a predicted model, not a curated record
GAGACCGCCGAGACCGCAUCCACCCCGCGAGCACAGAAGCCUCGCCCUCACCGUUCCGCCGCCGGUCCACACCCGCCACUUAGCUCGCCAUGGAUGACGAUAUUGCUGCGCUGGUCGUUGACAACGGCUCUGGCAUGUGCAAGGCCGGUUUCGCAGGCGACAGUGCCCCUUGGGCUGUCUUCCCUUCCAUCGUCGGGCGCCCGCGGCACCAGGGUGUGAUGGUGGGCAUGGGUCAGAAGGACUCGUACGUGGGCGAUGAGGCCCAGAGCAAGAGAGGCAUCCUGACCCUGAAGUACCCCAUCGAGCAUGGCAUCGUCACCAACUGGGACGACAUGGAGAAAAUUUGGCACCACACUUUCUACAAUGAGCUGCGUGUGGCCCCUGAGGAGCACCCUGUGCUGCUGACUGAAGCCCCCCUGAACCCCAAGGCUAACCGUGAGAAGAUGACCCAGAUCAUGUUUGAGACCUUCAACACUCCAGCCAUGUAUGUGCCCAUCCAGGCUGUGCUGUCCCUGUAUGCCUCUGGCCGUACCACUGGCACCGUGAUGGACUCUGGUGAUGGGGUCACCCACACUGUGCCCAUCUAUGAGGGGUAUGCCCUCCCUCAUGCCAUCCUGCGUCUGGACUUGGCUGGCCGGGACCUGACAGACUACCUCAUGAAGAUCCUCACCCAGCGUGGCUACAGCUUCACCACCACAGCUGAGCGGGAAAUUGUGCGUGACAUCAAGGAGAAGCUGUGUUACGUCGCCCUGGACUUCGAGCAGGAGAUGGCCACAGCAGCCUCCAGCUCCUCCCUGGAGAAGAGCUACGAGCUGCCCGAUGGCCAGGUGAUCACCAUUGGAAAUGAGCGGUUCCGCUGCCCAGAGGCUCUGUUCCAGCCUUCCUUCCUGGGCAUGGAAUCCUGUGGCAUCCAUGAAACUACCUUCAACUCCAUUAUGAAGUGUGAUGUGGACAUCCGCAAGGACCUGUAUGCCAACACAGUGCUGUCAGGUGGCACCACCAUGUACCCUGGCAUCGCCGACAGAAUGCAGAAGGAGAUCACUGCCCUGGCUCCCAGCACAAUGAAGAUCAAGAUCAUUGCUCCCCCUGAGCGCAAGUACUCCGUGUGGAUCGGAGGCUCCAUCCUGGCCUCGCUGUCCACCUUCCAAAAGAUGUGGAUCAGCAAGCAGGAGUAUGAUGAGUCUGGCCCCUCCAUUGUCCACCGCAAAUGCUUCUAGGUGGACCAUUAGUUGCGUUACACCCUUUCUUGAUAAAACCUAACUUGCGCAGAAAACAAGAUGAGAUUGGCAUGGCUUUAUUUGUUUUUUUUGUUUUGUUUUGUUUUGUUUUGUUCUUUUUUUGGCUUGACUCAGGAUUUAAAAACUGGAAUGGUGAAGAUGACAGCAGUUGGAGCAAAUAUCCCCAAAGUUCUACAAUGUGGCCGAGGACUUUGAUUGUAUAUUCUUUUUUUUAAUAGUCAUUCCAAAUAUUGUGAGAUGCGUUGUUACAGGAAGUCCCUUGCCCUCCCAAAAGCUGCCCCACUUCUCUCUAAGGAGAAUGGCCCAGUCCUCCCAGUCCACACAGGGGAGGUGACAGCAUUGCUUUUGUGUAAAUUAUGUAAUGCAAAAUUUUUUUAAUCUUUGCCUUAAUACUUUUUUAUUUUGUUUUAUUUUGAAUGAUCAGCCAUUGUGGCCCCCUUUUUGUCCCCCAACUUCAGAUGUAUGAAGGCUUUUGGUCUCCCUGGGAGUGGGUGGAGGUGUGGAGGCAGCCAGGGCUUACCUGUACACUGACUUGAGACCAGUUCAAUAAAAGUGCACACCUUAAAAAAAAAAAAAAA